Loxodonta africana (African savanna elephant) is the source of this 5784-nucleotide messenger RNA. RefSeq names its product MAGUK p55 scaffold protein 1 (gene MPP1). Gene Ontology annotation, cellular component: cell-cell junction; plasma membrane. The coding region runs from base 50 to 1444 and encodes 464 amino acids. The record is from RefSeq and is a predicted model, not a curated record. The transcript has 12 exons. Gene Ontology annotation, molecular function: signaling receptor binding. Lineage: Eukaryota; Metazoa; Chordata; Mammalia; Proboscidea; Elephantidae.
GCCGCCGCCACCGCCGCCCGCAGGUCUCUUGCGUCCUGGCUGUGGCAAGAUGACGCUCAAGGCGAGCGAGGGCGAGGGCCCGGGCGGCAUGCGCACGGCGCUCUCCGACCUCUACCUGGAGCAUUUGCUGCAGAAGCGCAGCCGGCCCGAGGCUGUGUCACAGCACUUGAAUGCUGUGACUGAGGACAUGUACACCAACGGGUCUGCUGCCACAGGUAGCCCUGCCAAAGGGCAGGAGGUGCGAAAAGUGCGACUCAUACAGUUUGAGAAGAUCACAGAGGAGCCCAUGGGAAUCACUCUGAAGCUGAAUGAAAAGCAGUGCUGUACGGUGGCCAGAAUUCUUCAUGGAGGCAUGAUUCAUAGACAAGGCUCACUUCACGUGGGGGAUGAGAUCCUAGAAAUCAAUGGUACAAAUGUGACUAAUCACUCUGUUGAUCAGCUACAGAAGGCAAUGAAAGAAACCAAAGGAAUGAUCUCAUUAAAAGUGAUUCCCAACCAGCAAAACCGGCUUCCUGCACUACAGAUGUUUAUGAGAGCACAGUUUGACUAUGAUCCCAAAAAGGACAAUCUGAUCCCUUGCAAGGAAGCAGGACUGAAGUUUGUUACUGGGGACAUCAUUCAGAUCAUCAACAAGGAUGAUAGCAACUGGUGGCAGGGGCGGGUAGAAGGUUCCUCCAAGGAGUCAGCAGGAUUGAUUCCUUCCCCUGAGUUGCAGGAAUGGCGAGUGGCAAGUAUGGCUCAGUCAGCUCCAAGUGAAGCCCCAAGUUGCAGUCCCUUUGGGAAGAAGAAGAAGUACAAAGACAAGUAUCUGGCAAAGCACAGCUCAAUUUUUGACCAGUUGGAUGUUGUUUCCUAUGAAGAAGUUGUUCGACUCCCUGCAUUCAAGAGGAAGACCCUGGUGCUGAUAGGAGCCAGUGGGGUGGGUCGCAGCCACAUUAAGAAUGCCCUGCUCAGCCAGAAUCCAGAGAAGUUUGUGUACCCUGCCCCAUAUACAACACGGCCACCCAAGAAGAGUGAGGAAGAUGGGAAGGACUACCACUUCAUCUCGACUGAGGAGAUGACAAAGAAUAUCUCUGCCAAUGAAUUUUUGGAGUUUGGCAGCUACCAGGGCAACAUGUUUGGUACCAAAUUUGAAACAGUACAUCAGAUUCAUAAGCAGGACAAAAUUGCCAUCCUUGACAUUGAGCCCCAGACCCUGAAGAUUGUUCGGACGGCAGAACUUUCACCAUUCAUUGUGUUCAUCGCACCUACUGACCAGGGCCCUCAGACUGAAGCCCUGCAGCAGCUGCAGAAGGACUCUGAGGCCAUCCGCAGCCAGUAUGCUCACUACUUUGACCUCUCGCUGGUCAAUAAUGGUGUUGAUGAGACCCUCAAGAAAUUGCAAGAAGCCUUUGACCAGGCAUGCAGCUCUCCACAGUGGGUGCCUGUCUCCUGGGUGUACUAAGCUUGCAGAAUGCAGUAAACCACUGUGUGCCCCUGAUCUGCGCACCAUCACACCCCUCUCUGGCAUUUGGAACUCCAUUUCUCUUGCUCUAAGACAAACAGGGUCACUCCAACUAGCUUUAUCUGUCAGCUUCCAGCUCCUAGCAGUUAUCCUAAUUAGGCCAGUAGGAUUCAGUCUUCUUGUUCAGGCUCCUGAAGGGCUGGACUAUUUGAUUUUCCUGAUAGAUGGGGCCCCAUUGGUCUGGAUUUCAAAAGGAUCUCUUGGGGGCCAGAAGUACUAUGAGAAUGCAGCCACUCAUCAAAUUGUGCACAGUGAGGAUAGCAGUGAACCCUGUUUUUCUAAAGCCUGUGCUCUUUCACCUUCCGUUACACUGGGAACAGGAACCUUCUAAAAUGCCAAAAUGAAACCUGUACAAUAGGAUGUCUGCUAUAGGGAAACCUUCAAAAGCAAUAAAAAUGUGCUGUUAAAAUGCCAGUGACCUUGUAACUUGUUGGUUUCCCCUGCACAAGCUUUUGGAAAGGUAAAUGGUGACCCUCUUCAUUUAAGCUGACUGGACAACAGCAUUAACACAGUAUGUCUCUCCUGGGUUAAGGCUGGAACAGAAUCCUAGAAUCCAGAGAUCAGACUAAACCAGCCUCCUGUCUGUGGUUAGGAGGAACCGGUUUCAUUAUAGCGGGUAUGUGUAUCUGUGUAACAAGGCUGUUUAAUUUCUGCUUCAUGGGGAGAUUACUCUGAACUCUGAUCCUCAAUUCCCUUUGUACUGGCCCUGGUGGUGACAUGUUUCUCAGAUCUCCUUUCUUCCUCUUGACAGCCACUCUUUUAGCUUCCUCUUAUUCUCAGAACACACGGCUUUCACACCACCUAUGUGUGAGGUAGCCCAGAUUAAAGUGUCACAGCACGGACACUUCUGUUCCUGCUGUUGAGUAUCACAUUAGCCCUGGAAAGCUAAGAUGCAACCACAAAAAUUAUAAACGUUUGUGCCCUAGAAAAACCCGUCCUUUGCAUUCAUGUUCUGUAAGAAACAAGCAGCCAAGUCAGAAGACCCAGCUGCUGGCGCCUGAGAUGUCAGGACCCCAAGAACUCGGCUGGGAAGUGAGUCAAGUCAGAGUGUGGGUCCAUAUUCUCUGCACCUACCCUGCGAGGCCCAACAGCCCUUCCUUUGCUACAUAAAACCUUUCUCCUCUUGAUUAUUUUGGACAGACCACUGAAUUUGUGAUGAUAUCCCUCCAUUAUCUACUUAACAGCUUUAAGAUAGCAGAGUAUUUGAUCCCGUGUCAGGGUGAUCGGUCCGAAGUUGAAUGUUGUGAGAAACAGAAUCAGAGACUGUGAAGCCAACUAAGCAUAAAGGAAAAACAUUAACUAGGAAAUAAAGGACCCUGGAUUUCUUAUAUGACCUUGAGUACAUCCCACCUGAAUUUAGAGAGCAUCCCAAGAAUAGAUUUGACACAUUGAAUGCUGAUGACAGAAGACCAGACAAUUGCAGAAUGACAUCAAGGACAUGUGAAGAAAGCAAAAGGUCAUUAAGAAGACAGGAAAGAUCAAAAUGGAUGUCAGAAGACUCUGAAACUUGCUCUUGAACAUCAAGUAACUAAAGUGAAAAGAAAUGAUGAAGUCAAAGAGAUGAACAGAAGAUUUCAAAGGGCGGCUGGAGGUGACAAGGUGUCAUAACAUGUGCAAAGACCUGGAGUUAGAAAACCAAAAGGGAAGAAUAUGCUCAGCAUUUCUCAAGCUGAAAUAGCUGAAGAAUAAAUUCAAGCCUCAAGUUGCAAUACUGAAGAAUUUUAUGGGGAAAAUACUGACUGAUACUGAAUGACAUAGGAAGUAUUAAAAGAAAAUGGAAGGAAUAUACAGUCAUUGUAUGAAAAAGAAAAUUAGUCAACGAUCAUUUCAGGAGGUAGCGUAUGAUCUAGAACCAAUGGCACUGAAGGAAGAAGUCCAAGCUGCACUGAAGACAUUGGCGAAGAGGCUCCAGGAACUGAUGGAAUGCCAGUUGAGAUGUUUCAACAAACAGAUACAACAGUGGAAGUGCUCACUCAUCUAUGAAAAGAAAACUGGAAGACCAUUAUCUGGCCAACUGACUGAAAGAGAGCUACAUACAUGACACUUCCUAAGGCAAUCCAACAGAAUGCAGAAAUUAUCAAAUAUUAGUAUUACAUUAUGAGUUAAAACUGGCUAAGGUAGUUCAAAAAGGGUUGCAGCAGUGUAUCGACAGGUAACUGCCACAAAUUUGAGCCGGAUUCAGAAGAGGACGUGGAACCAGGGAUACCAUUGCUGAUGUCAGAUGGAUCCUGGCUGAAAGCAGAGAAUACCAGAAGGAUGUUUACCUGUGUUUUAUUGACUAUGCAAAAGCAUUCGACUGUGUGUAUCAUAACAAACUAUGGAUAACACUGCAAAGGAUGGGAAUUCCAGAACACUGCAUUGUGCUCAUGAGGAACCUUUACAUAGAUCAAGAGGCAGUUGUUCAGACAGAACAAGGGGAUACUGAUUGGUUUAAAGUCAGGAAAGGUGUGUGUCAGGGUUGUAUUCUUUCACCGCACUUAUUCAAUCUGUAUGCUGAACAAAUAAUCCAAGAAGUUGGACUAUAUGAAGAAGAACGGGGCAUCAAGAUUGGAGGAAGACUCAUUAACAACCUGCAUUAUGCAGAUGACACCACCUUGUUUGCUGAAAGUGAAGAGGACCUGAAGCAUUUACUAAUGAAGAUCAAAGACCACAGCCAUCAGUAUGGAUUACACCUAAACAUGAAGAAAACAAAAAUCGUCACAACUGGACCAUUGAGCAACAUCAUGAUAAACGGAGAAAAGAUUGAAGUUGUCAAGGAUUUCAUUUUACUUGGAUCCACAAUCAACAGCCAUGGAAGCAGCAGUCAAGAAAUCAAAAGACGCAUUGCAUUGGGCAAAUCUGCUGCAAAGGACCUCUUCAAAGUGUUGGAGAGCAAAGAUGUCACCUAGAAGACUAAGGCGCACCUGACGCAAACCGUGGUAUCUUCAAUCACCUCAAAUGCCAUGUGAAAGCUGGACAGUGAAUAAGGAAGACAGAACUUACGCCUUCAGAUUACAGUGUUGGUGAAGAAUACUGAAUAUACCACGGACUGCCAGAAGAAGGAACAAAUCCAUCCUGGAAGCACAGCUAGAAUGCUUCUUGGAAGUGAGGAUGGCAAGACUUCACGUCAUGUACUUUGGACAUGUUAUCGGGAGGGACCAGUCCCUGGAGGACAUCAUGCUUGGGAAAGUACAGGGUCAGCGGAAAAGAGGAAGCCCCUCAAGGUGGAUUCACAACGUGGCUGCAACAAUGGGCUCGAUCAUUGUGUGGAUGGCGCAGAACCAGACAGUGCUCGUUCUGUUGCACCAUGAGUCAGAACGGAGUAGACGGAACCUAAUUUUUGCUCUGCUGCUAGUUUGAGAUCACCACCAAUUAGAAAGCACACCAGGAGUACAAAAAAACUUAGUAAGUAAACUUUAAUUAUUAAGAAUUACAACAUUCCUUCUCCCUAAGACAUCCUUUUAAAAGUACAUGAGGGUUUAACGGAAGCAGAACCAUCAAAAUGGAAACAUAGUCCCCAACUUAUGACUGGGUUCCGUUCUGACAUGAAUUGAAUACCUAAUUUCUUUUUAAUUUUUAUUACCUUUUAUUAUCAAUAUUCUUAUAUGUAACACUGAGUAUCUGCAAGUAGAGUAACAGCAAAUCAUGUAACAAUAAGAUGUACCAGAACAAAACUUUGUGGCAGUGGCAACACAGAACUCAGACCACACUGUACGUGAUAAUUGGGAUUAGGGAAAUAACAGGCUACAGCCUUCAGUACGAAUUACACCUCAACAUAAAGAGAACAAAAACCUCACAAGACCAAUAAGCAAUGUCAUGAUAAACAGAGGAAAGACUGAAUUUGUCCAGGAUUUCAGAGUUUACCUGGAUCCACAAUCUAUGCCCAUAGAAGCAGCAGUCAAGAAAUAAAGAGGACACAUUGCGUCAGGCAAAUCUGCUGUAAAAAGAUGUCUUUAAAGUGUUGAAAAGCAAAGGUGUCACCUUGAAGACUAAGGCGCACCUGACCGAAGCAAAGGUGUUUUCAAUUGCCUCAAUGGCAUGGGAAAGCUGGAUGAUAAGACCAAACAACUGAUGCCUUUGAAUUAUGGUGUUGGUGAAUAAUGAAUAUGCUGUGGACUGCCACAAGAAUGAACAAACCUGUCUUGGAAGAAGCACAGCCAGAGUGCUCCUCAGAGGCAAGGCCGAUGAGACUUUAUCUCACAUACUGUGGACACAUUAUCAAGAGGGACUGGUCCCUGGAGGAAGUCAUGCUUGGUAAAUUAGAGGGCCAGCGAAAAAAAAAAAAGACCCUCAAAGCAAUG